UCACGUUCCUUUUAAAAUUGUCAACUCAGAACUGAAUGCUAAUUUAGUUAUCAUUUCUGAGAUUCUGGAUAUGUGCCCGACAUUGAUUGCGCCCACUUCUUAAGCUCCUCUCUUCCUGGGUCUUGAGACCUACCCCUUACUCAUUCAUCCACUGAACAGACGUCCUCCAGGUUCUACAUAUUUUGUUAGAAAUAAAGCAGGAAACCAGGCAGAAUUGUUUGCUACCUUAUGGCCCUCCAAGGGGAAGACAGACAUUAAACAAAUAAUUACAUACAUCCCAGAAGAGUCUUUUUAAAAGGCCCUGUAGGGGUAGCCAACUGCAUGGAGGACACCCUGGGAGGUAACCUGGGGCGGGAGUAGGGUCAGGAAAGGCCUCUGACAGGAGGUAGGAAGUAGGAAGUGAAGUUUAAACUGAGGUCUGGGGGAUUAGAAAAAGUUUCUCAGAGAUUGAAAAGAACAUGGCAUUACAUACUAGUAUGAAGACAGCCUGGGUCAGGCACACACAAGAUCCAUACUGAAUGAGGGGCUGUGGGCGCACUGAAUGAGGGUCGGUGUCCAGAAUGACACUGAGAAGGUGUCUUGAGAAAGACUUGUAAAACAAAUGGGUGGCCAAGACCGAAUAGGGUUCAGAUAUUGUUUGUUAACCCCUCUCGUCCCAAGGAAGCAGUCGUCACCCACUUUUUUUUUUUUAAAUAAGAAAAACAAAAGUUUAUCUGUUAAUUACUACAGGGUAGGAGUUCACACAGAUAAGAAUUGUUUUUCCAGUGGAUAGGCGAGGGAAAAGACUCAAGAGGACUAGCUAGGGUUUGCUACUAAGUAGCUGGCAGAACUAAUCUGAAUACACUUUAGGUGGUUAACUUUCCACAAUUUCUUACUGUCAAAACCGGUCCAAGCCUUGUUUUGACAGCAAUCAUAUACAACUUGGGGAAGAAGAGCUGCUUGGCCUGAGGAAUCUGAAAUACCACCGUGGGCAGAGAUGUUCUAGGUGGGUGGACACUAUCAGGCAAAAGGCUACAGGGUGGAGUAGUGGGGUGUACGGAAGUGGCUUAAAGGGGUGCUAGAGGUGUGCACUUCUGGGAGGUGCCUUGUGCUAACUACCCACUAUCCGGCCCAGCCGGUUAAUCAUUUCCUGACCUUUUCUUUCCUGCCCCAAGGAUUGCUACAUCUUUCUUCCCUCUUCACUUGCUCGCUAGGGGAUGAAAGAAAGAAGCUCUUUCAGCAGGUCAAACAAAACAAAACAAAACAAAACAAAACAAAGCCCAACUUUGGAGGUUAAAUUUGUGGGAGUCCUAGAUAUCCUCAAGGCAGACUCUCUACUCCUGGACGCUUGUCCUCUCUUCUUCACCUCUUUCUAGAGAUUUGAAGUUUGGGGUCCAAUCUUCCCGAGGCAAAUUAUACUCUCGGUUUUACUGGCAGUAAAAAAGGGGACCGCAGCAGCAGCUUGAGAGAGUGUUUUGAGGAUUAACGAGGUGUGGUAUGCAGAGUGCCUGGCGGGGAGCCAGGUGGGCUUCUAACAAAUGUCACCCUGCCUCUCUUUAUUACCUAGCACCCUUGACCUUGCACAGCAAAUCGGAUAGUUAUUUCAUUUAACUUUAAAAGGUAUAGGUAUGAAAAUACCCACAAUGGGCAGGAGAUAACAGUGAGUCAUAAUGACAUGGCGUGGACCCGGGAACGCAGGCGGUCUAGUGGGCCCAGUCGUGCAGAACCCAGGUGACACGGUCAGGCCAGAGUUCAGAACUCAGAAAAGUUCCGGACCGCGCCUGCUACGGAGGGAACACGCAAGUCAGGACUGCUCUGGGCUCUUUGCAGCCGGCUGGGCCAUCGAGGGCCACGCCCCAAAAGUCUGUUUCUUCCUGUGUAAAAUGGGGCUUCGACGCGUGUCGGUGCGAGUGGUUUUCAUUUUCCGCGCUCUUUGCGGUCACAUUUUCUACCUCGCUGCUGUAGUCAACUCACUGCAGUAGACGCAGCGGUCUCGAUCGCCCCGGAUGAGUACUCACACUUGUCGGGGUCCCAAGAAUCGGCUGCCCCGAGCCCCGGGCAGUCAGAGUUCGGAAAGUCACUUCACCUCACCGUAGGACAUUAGGCUAGCAGCUAGCAGUGGAUGAGCGCCAAGGCCCCGCCCACAGGCUGGCGUGGGGGCGGGGCCGGGCCUGGGGGCGUAACCAGCAGGGUGGGCGGGGCAGCACGAGAAGGCGGAAGCCUACUGUCUCUGGGCGACUGCAGAACCAGGAAUCCGGAUUUCCACGUUCUCUGGAGCGGGGCGCCGGGAGACGGCGGAUGGCAAAACCCGGCGCCCGGAAGCCCUUGCUUUCUUUGACGCAAAGGCUCGGGACCCAGAAGCCGCCGUCUGCCCAGCGCCGGGUCAGAAGCGACCCCAGACGGAGCCUCCGAAGUCCCUCCGCCCCAGAGCCUCGGCCGUCCCCGCCGCCGUCCUCGUGGCCAUGGAGUGUCCGCACCUCAGUUCCAGCGUCUGCAUCGCCCCGGACUCAGCCAAGUUCCCCAACGGCUCCCCGUCGUCCUGGUGCUGCAGCGUGUGCAGGUCCAACAAAAGCCCCUGGGUCUGUUUGACUUGUUCGGUUGUCCACUGUGGAAGGUAUGUGAAUGGCCAUGCAAAAAAACAUUAUGAAGAUGCACAGAUUCCUUUACCCAACCAUAAGAGAUCAGAAAAGCAGGAGAAAGCCCAGCAUACAGUGUGUAUGGAUUGCAGUAGCUACAGCACAUAUUGUUAUCGCUGUGACGAUUUUGUGGUCAAUGACACCAAGCUGGGCCUGGUACAGAAAGUGAGAGAACACUUACAGAACUUGGAAAAUAGUUCAGCUUUUACAGCUGACAGGCACAGAAAAAGAAAAUUAUUGGAAAACUCAUCACUAAACAGCAAGUUAUUAAAAGUAAAUGGAAGUACGACUGCCAUCUGUGCCACAGGCCUUCGGAAUUUGGGCAACACAUGUUUCAUGAAUGCUAUCCUUCAGUCACUCAGUAACAUUGAGCAGUUUUGCUGUUAUUUCAAAGAACUGCCUGCUGUGGAGUUAAGGAAUGGAAAAACAGCAGGAAGGCGAACAUACCACACCAGGAGCCAAGGGGACAGCAAUGUGUCUUUGGUAGAAGAGUUUAGAAAGACACUGUGCGCUUUAUGGCAAGGCAGCCAGACUGCAUUUAGUCCUGAGUCUUUGUUUUAUGUGGUCUGGAAGAUCAUGCCUAACUUUAGGGGUUAUCAGCAGCAGGAUGCCCACGAGUUCAUGCGCUACCUUCUGGAUCAUCUACACUUGGAACUUCAGGGUGGCUUCAAUGGUGUUUCCCGCUCAGCAAUUCUACAGGAAAAUUCUACGCUGUCUGCAAAUAACAAAUUCUGCAUAAAUGGAGCAUCAACUGUUGUCACAGCAGUAUUUGGAGGAAUUCUCCAGAACGAGGUCAACUGCCUCAUAUGUGGGACAGAGUCGAGGAAGUUUGAUCCAUUCCUAGAUCUCUCCUUAGAUAUUCCAAGUCAUUUCAGAAGCAAGCGCUCUAAGAAUCAGGAAAAUGGGCCAGUUUGUUCCUUGCGAGAUUGUCUUCGCAGCUUCACCGACCUGGAGGAACUUGAUGACACGGAGUUGUAUAUGUGCCACAAGUGCAAAAAGAAACAGAAGUCCACAAAAAAGUUCUGGAUUCAAAAACUUCCCAAGGCGCUGUGCUUGCACCUGAAAAGGUUUCACUGGACAGCGUAUUUAAGAAACAAAGUCGAUACAUACGUUCAGUUCCCACUGAGAGGCCUGGACAUGAAGUGCUAUCUACUAGAGCCGGAGAACAGUGGCCCAGAGAGUUGCCUGUAUGACCUUGCUGCUGUGGUGGUUCACCAUGGCUCUGGGGUUGGUUCUGGACAUUACACAGCAUAUGCAGUUCACGAAGGCCGCUGGUUCCAUUUCAAUGACAGCACUGUGACAGUGACUGACGAGGAGACCGUUGGGAAGGCAAAGGCCUACAUUCUGUUUUAUGUGGAGCGUCAAGCCAGAGCUGGAGCAGACAAACUGUAAUACCUCCUGACCAUGAUUCAUCAGCUAUACUGGACAACAUUUCCAUUUCCCAUAAAUACUUGAUCCAAGAGUUAAUUUCAGUAUGCACUUUUCAAUUUCCAGUUUGGGGUUUAGUUUGGUCAGUGGUAGUGACUUACCCAAUAUGGGCACCAACUAAUCUUUGUUGUUGUUCUACCUGAAAACCUCAGCAGGCAUUUUGAUUGGCUGCUUUAGUUGUAAUAAUUCAAUUUUUAUAUGUAGUUUCCAGAACUUAGUUCUGUUUGACUUUUUAUAUUGAUGUUUUCAAUUCUCACUGAGGCACAUUUGCAUCUGCUCUGUACUCACAUGCUGAGAGCCACCCUGCCUGCUGUCCUCAUAGCAGACAGGCCAGCGACUCCAUGUGAGGGUCGUGUGUGCAGGUCUGUGGCCCACUGGUUUCACAGUGACUGCUCAGGAAUUCCUCUGACUGUAGGCAGUAGUAGCUGAAGGUCAGUAGACCAGGCCGUCACCACUGCCUGUGUCUCAGGGUUGCUGUUUCUCAGCAUUAAAUAAAUCUGUCAGUUCCGUUGCA
Messenger RNA from Arvicanthis niloticus (Nile rat), 4557 nucleotides. The record is from RefSeq and is a predicted model, not a curated record. NCBI's taxonomy places the organism in Eukaryota, Metazoa, Chordata, Mammalia, Rodentia, Muridae.